Blastomyces gilchristii SLH14081 is the source of this 768-nucleotide messenger RNA. RefSeq lists its product as uncharacterized. The record is from RefSeq and is a predicted model, not a curated record. The coding region runs from base 1 to 768 and encodes 255 amino acids. The transcript is spliced from 4 exons. NCBI's taxonomy places the organism in Eukaryota, Fungi, Ascomycota, Eurotiomycetes, Onygenales, Ajellomycetaceae.
AUGGCCCCUAUCACAGUUAGCAACCAACAAUGUGCCCCUUGCCCGCGAACCAUAGGCAUAUCUCUCCGCGAGUACCUCGUUGGCAUUGGCAGUCGACAAGGGUCCUCGCCCAAACCAGUUGAAGCCUUGCCUAGCCCGGCCUCGACAGCCUGCUACACACAUUAUGGUGAUGCUCCCUUGAGUGCAGAACAGUUUGAAAUAAUGUGGCAGUUCGGUCGCUUUGCGAAGACGGGGAAGGUUGUGGGGCUGGGCCAUCGGAUACGGUUGAGGCGGCGCGUUCUGCCUUCAAUGGGUCUAGUCGUACCUAUGCCUACAGGUUGGACUGAGACACAUUUCGCUCUGUUCUUUGAGGAGUAUUGUGCGUUUAAAACCGCUGCCAGUGCUACGAUUGAUGGCUUCAAUAAUGUAUCAACUUCGAAAUGGGGGGGAUGCAGCCCAAACUGGCUUUCCAAGCUUGACCUGACCCUUGACAAUCUUAUUGAGGUGAAGGAGAAGACGAGACGAGAGAAGGCAAAGGUUGUCGUCACCACCGUAAAACGCCCGGAUAAUAUAUAUGGCCUACGUCGUUUGAAUCGACUCCGCCCUGGUCAACGUCGUUUGAAUCGACUCCGCCCUGGUCAACGUCGUCAGGAUAGUAAACACCACAAUGACCUAUUAGCCCAGUGCGCCGAACGAGCGAAAUCUCGUGAGAGAAAAGUUUCUACGUCAUCGUCGGAGGGAUUCAUUAAUUUGAAGAAUGGCCGAAAUCUCUUUAUCAUUUCUAGGUAA